AUGGACUGGUCGGAGGAGGGGAUCAACGAGGAGGAGGAGCCCACGCUGCGCAGGCGGAGGGCGAGGCUGCGUUCUCCUCCACGCGGUCGACCCUUGCCUCUCCCGCUCCCUCCAGGGUCGAGGUCGCUGUCUCCUCGUCGCGGCGGUCUGGCGGCCUUCUCAGGGUCGAGGUCGCCCUCGCCGCGCCGCGUCCCAAUGAUGGCGAUGAGGAUGGGCAGCUCGGUGCGGACGACCCGGAAGUCGACACCGCCAAUAAGGUCCGGCGCCGAUGCUCCCGCGGGCAACGAUGGGGAGGACACCGGCGUCAAGGAGAUGAUCGCCAAGAUGAGGGAGGGGCUUCCCACUUCCGUGCCGUGGGAUGGCACCGACACGAGCGACUCUGGUCGCGGAGGAGGACAAGGAGGUGGGGUGAACGAGGAGGAGGAGGAGGGCUUCGUCGCCUUCUCGUUCCAGGAGGUCGUGGGUCCGCUGGUCGUCGACGGGGAGGAGGUUCUUGACGCCUUCGUCGGAUCCGAUGAGGCGAGGGCGGGCAAGGCUGCUGCCGAGCUUCUGGACGCCACCAUGGGCGCCAACACCGGGCCCAGGACCGAAGCGAUCAAGACUGAGCUCGUCGUCAACCGGCGCCUGCUCGACCUCGCGGGGCUGGAGCGGUGGAUGCGGAGGGCGGAGGCGGUCUCCGAGCUCGAGUGGUUCACGGGCCUGUGCUGCGACGAGAACAACCCGCCACCGCAGAUUGACCUCUUCGAGUGCGCGUUCCGGGCCCUGGACAACGCGUCGGCCGUCGAGCUCCACCGCGGCGCCGACGCCAGGAAGCGCUGGAUCGGCCCGGUAGGCGUGCCGCAGUUCUUCAUCUGCCCCAUCUCCAACAAGGUCAUGGAGAACCCCGUCGUCAUCGCCUCCGGAAAGACAGUUGAUCGUUCAGCUCUGGAGGAAUGGCAGAAGGAGAACCGACGCAUCUGUCCCGUCACCGACGAGGUUCUCGCGUACACCAUGUCCAUCCCCAACGUGCUCAUCAAGCACUGCAUCGAACAUUGGCGUGCAGCAAACAAGAUUGCAGGCAUGAUGGCAGCCACCGAUCCACCUGACAUUUCCCACAAGUUGGAAGUCCUGAUCGGGCAAGCCACUCUAAUGCCUCACUCCCCAAGGAGCUCCAAAGAAGUCCGGAACUCGCUUUUUCUACUCCACGAGAUCCUCGUCGCCAACGAGCGCGCAGUGGUACACCUGAUCGGCUGUCGCCCCGGGACGAUCGCGAAGCUCGUAAGCGUCCUCCCGGAGACCUGCCUGGACCCUGAUGACCCUGAACUGGACGACAUCAUUAUCAAAAUCUUGGAGAAGGCGGCUUCAUACGGGCCCAACAAGGCGGUGUUCGGAGACGACCAGUACGCCAUGCCUGUGCUGAUCGCAAGGACAUUGCUGGGGCCAGUGCCGAUGCGAGCGAGGUGUGCUCACAUCCUCGGGCUGCUGGCCGACAACCACUACAACAAGAUCAAGAUCGGCGAGCUUGGAGGCUUUGCCCCACUGGCCGAGUUGCUCUACGUCGGAGACAGAGGCGCCAAGAAGACGGCGGCGAGGGUGAUUGCCAGACUCUGCGAGGCCCAGGAGAACCAGAGCAAGUUCCAGAAGGAGGGAGUAGUGGACGCCACCAUAUCCGCGCUGCGGAGCGACGGGCUAGCAGAGGAGGCCCAGGACAUCCUACUGCGGAUUGCAGACUCUUCUGACACCUUGACGGAGGCCUUCUUGAAGCUCGUAUCGAUCAAGGACGACGAGAUGUGCCAGAAGAUGAGUGAGUUCCUUUGGAGAACCUUCGUUUUAAUGAAACGAGAAGACAAGCACGACGUCGGUUCUUCCAUGACGGCCUCGAAGAAGAGUUGGGGUGAGAGGUCUUCUACAUCGUCAGACGCUGAGAAGUCUUCUACGUCCUCUGCAGAUCAGCGUGCAUUGAGAAAGCAGAACAAGGAAGAUGUCAAGACCAUCGUCUCAUGGCUGCACAAGAGGUGCUCCUUCCCCAGGACAUACAAAUACAGGGAGGAUUGACCAUUAUUGCCUCAAUGGUGUAGUAACUCUAGAAUGAAGAGGAGAACCAAUAGGAUUGUGAGUGACCGGAGGUAGCUGUUUCUCUACUCUGAAAGAAUACGUUUCCUUUCCUGUGUAAGUGACUGUAGCUCAGCUGAAGGUGAAUAGUGAUCCUGCACUUAUUCUGAAUGUCAAACUAAUGAAUGUUCUGGAUUCGAAUGCGGUCACCGCUGUUAUUCAGUUUUGUUGGACGGAAAUUAUUUGGCCAAA
Molecule: messenger RNA, 2283 nt
Organism: Sorghum bicolor (sorghum)
Lineage: Eukaryota; Viridiplantae; Streptophyta; Magnoliopsida; Poales; Poaceae
Product: U-box domain-containing protein 12
Exons: 2
Coding region: 1-2034 (677 amino acids)
Biological process (GO): protein ubiquitination
Cellular component (GO): nucleus; cytoplasm
Molecular function (GO): ubiquitin-protein transferase activity
Source: RefSeq, a predicted model, not a curated record